Castor canadensis (American beaver) is the source of this 2904-nucleotide messenger RNA. The record is from RefSeq and is a predicted model, not a curated record. NCBI's taxonomy places the organism in Eukaryota, Metazoa, Chordata, Mammalia, Rodentia, Castoridae.
GGAAAAGAGUGCAAAUUCGGAAAGCACCUCAAGCUGUCUCAGAUGCAGUGCCUGAGAGGAAAAGGUCAACCCCUAUGAACCCUGCAAAUACAAUUCGAAAGACACAUGGCAGCAACAGUGUAUCUCAGCGGCCAUAUAGGGACAGGGUGAUUCACUUACUGGCGCUAAAGGCCUACAAGAAACCUGAGCUGCUUGCUCGACUGCAGAAAGAUGGUGUCAAUCAAAAAGACAAGAACUCCCUGGGAGCAAUUCUGCAACAGGUAGCCAAUCUGAAUCCUAGGGACCUCUCCUAUACUUUAAAGGAUUAUGUGUUUAAGGAGCUUCAACGAGAUUGGCCAGGAUACAAUGAAACAGACAGACGGUCAUUGGAGUCAGUGCUCUCCAGAAAGCUGAAUACGCCUCAGAAUGCUGCUGGCACCAGCCAUUCAGAAUCUCCCAUCUGUUCUAGCAGAGACACUGCGCCAUCUCCUCAGAAACGGCCAUUGGAUUCAGAUUUCAUUGAUCCUUUAAUGAAUAAAAAAGCUCGAAUAUCUCACCUUACAAAUAGAGUACCGCCGACAUUAAAUGGUCAUUUGAAUUCCACCAGUGACAAAUCUGCUGCAGGCCUCCCGCCGCCCCCUGCAGCUGCUGCUAUCUCCACCCCCCCACCACUGCCUUCAACCCACCUGCCUGUCUCCAAUCCUCCGCAGACUGUAAAUUCCAACUCCAACUCCCCUAGCACUCCAGAAGGCCGGGGGACUCAAGACCUACCUGUUGACAGUUUCAGUCAAAAUGGUAGCAUCUAUGAGGACCAGCAAGACAAAUAUACCUCUAGGACUUCUCUGGAAACAUUACCCCCUGGUUCAGUUCUACUAAAAUGUCCAAAGCCUAUGGAAGAAAACCAUUCAAUGUCUCAUAAGAAGUCCAAAAAGAAGUCUAAAAAACACAAGGAAAAGGACCAAAUAAAAAAGCAUGAUAUUGAAACUAUUGAGGAAAAAGAAGAAGACCUUCAAAGAGAGGAAAUUGCCAAACUAAAUAACUCCAGUCCAAAUUCCAAUGAAGAAGUUAAAGAGGAUUGUACUGCCUCCAUGGAGCCUUCUUCAACAAUUGAACUCCCAGAUUAUUUGAUAAAAUAUAUUGCAAUCGUCUCCUAUGAGCAGCGCCAGAAUUACAAGGAUGACUUCAAUGCUGAGUAUGAUGAGUACAGGGCUUUGCAUGCCAGGAUGGAGACUGUAGCCAGAAGAUUUAUCAAAUUGGAUGCACAAAGAAAACGCCUUUCUCCAGGCUCAAAAGAGUAUCAGAAUGUUCAUGCAGAAGUCUUACAAGAAUAUCAGAAGAUCAAGCAGUCUAGUCCCAAUUACCAUGAAGAGAAAUACAGAUGCGAGUAUCUUCAUAACAAGCUGGCUCACAUCAAAAGACUAAUAGGUGAAUUUGACCAACAGCAAGCAGAGUCAUGGCACUAGAACUCUGCUUAGACCAGAAGAUGUGAAUAAACUUAAGCUUAUUUAUUUAAAAUUCCAAAUGAGUUGCUCUAGAUUCUAAAAAGAUGAAACUUUGCCUGUGAGAAGUUUCAGUAUUAGUAAACUUGAGUUACUUUUUUUUUUUUUUUUCAUUUUACUUUGCUUCCCUGCAUUUUGAAGCUGUUUUUUUCUGGUCCUUUUUUUCCUCUUUCAAGACUUGUGUUUGUUAAUAGAAACCUUUUAUUAGACAUUGGGGAUCCAAUGUCUAUACUUCAAAUCAAUUUUUUUCCUUGAAAACUUGUGUUUGUCAUUAGAAAUGAUUUUUUAGAUAUUGGGGAUCCAAUGUCCAUACAAAAGUUGCGUGUAUUUAAAAAAAAAAACAGUAAUGUGCAAGUGAAAUGCUUUUGGAUAAACAUAAGCCUAUUUUCUGACUUUUCUUAAUGCGAACUCUUUGCCUUAAAUGGUAGAAUAUUUAGAUAUUUGCACAAAAUACAAAAAAAAUUAAAACAUUGUUUUGGAGGGUUAAAGUAUAGCAAGUUGUGUGAGUAUGUGUAUAGAUUUUAUACACAUAUGUAUAUAAAGGCUGAUUUGAUCUAGAAUAUUAAAUCUGCUCUGCAAGUUAACCCCCACUGCAAUGAUUGCCUUAAGGUGUUUGCUAGUUGUGUGCAUAGUGUGGUUAAUUAGCUACACAGCUUCCCAGUGAUUAAAGCAAUGGGAAGCACACUGUGGCCUACCAGCGUCUGAAAGCGUGUGCUCUACCUGUAUGUGUGCAGAGGUGACAUGGAUGUGAGCGUGCGUGGAGGAAAAAAGCUGCUACUCUCAGUAGGCCAAACGCUCAGGUUAAACAACUGAUGAGUGUUACUGUAGGUUUGUUUGGGUUUUUUUGUUUUUUUUUUUUUUUUCCUGUCAAAUUGCUACUUCUAUUGUGGAAGACAAAAGCAUUUCCAUUUCAACAGUUUGUCAGCUUUAUUAAUGUUGGGCAAAAAUUGAUAUGCUAUAAAAAUGAAAGAGAUCUAUAGUUUUGGGGCGAAAUUAUAAAAUUAAAUGUGUAGGUAACCUAUUUAUAUACUGCUAUAAAGUAUUUUUUGAAGAGAGAUAUGCAAAGAAGCUAUUACCUACAUGAAAUGUAUAUUUAAAGAUUUUUUUUCAUCCUGGAUGCCAGGAAUAUAAAAAGAGUGGAUAUAUUUAACCAUACAUACUGUGAUUCAUCAAACAGCACAAACUUUCAUUUCAUGGAGUUUAUCUGUUGACUUUGAUUUAAACUAUCACUUGUUUUAUCAUGUGGGAACAUAAGUUAUGUGGUCAAAAAUACAAGGCAUUUGAUUCAAGUUGUGUUGUCGUAUCAUAUUGUCUUUUCAGAGUGCUGCCAGUUGAAAAGGGAAGCAUUAUGUUUACAAAUCUGUUUUAAAAUGUUUGCCAAAAUUUUGGUAGUAUCUUUAAUAAAGAUGUUUGUCUCCAGCAUCCA